Molecule: messenger RNA, 5549 nt
Organism: Saccostrea echinata
Lineage: Eukaryota; Metazoa; Mollusca; Bivalvia; Ostreida; Ostreidae
Exons: 31
Coding region: 132-4856 (1574 amino acids)
Molecular function (GO): protein binding
Source: RefSeq, a predicted model, not a curated record
GACACUACGAUUUUGAAUUUUCUAUUGUUGAAAAUGUAGAAAGCAUAAAGCAGAGGAAUCCCGAAUGUUACAGCAAACAGCAAAGUGGUUGAAGCAGGAAAGGAACAGUCCAGAUGAGAUAAGAAAAGACUAUGCCCGUCCCAACAACCUACCCCCUUUUUCAGUUGGUGCGUUUGAUGUCCAUACGGGAUGGCGAAGACACAGGGAAAUCAGUAGUGGUCACUAAACACGCCUGGGUAGAGGCCGGAGAGGAUAAUUUGUUGGCUUUGUAUACCACAAAUGGCUACCUUUUACUUAGGUUAUCAUCCUCUGGGAAAGUCCCAGCAUACCGACAGUUGGUAUGGCCUCAUGAGAAACCAAUCUGUACUAUGUGCUUCGACCCCACUGUGUCCUGGUUACUGGUCGUCACAGAAGAUGCCACACUCUUCAUUAUCCCAGCUCGAUCAAUUCUGGACAAGUCUGCCAGAGUCAAUCAAAUAUGGAGCCUAGAUGAUGUCACAAUUACCAAAGUCAAGAAAACCAAAGGUCUUCCCUCAGUUGUAACAUGGUGGCACACUUUGGAUGAUCAACAAAUUGCUAUAAUUGGAACAAGGAGCGGCGAAAUAGUAGUUGUUGACCUGGUCAAGCGAUGUAUUGUUAAUGAGUUAGAAGUCGAUGCCAGCAUUGCUAACUUUGAUCUCAUCCAAGAUGAUCAUCAGAUGUCAACCUAUCUUCUGAUUACUGGAAAAGCAGGAAUUCAGUGGAAACUCCUGCUAGAAUCCAGGACAUCAGAUGUGAUCAAGUUUGACCUUGAAGUGUCUGACCUUGGAUAUGACCAGAUUGAUGGUCGGCAUUUACCUAUCACUAGUAUUACUGCUGUCACAGAUGAAACCAAACAUAUCUUUAUGCCACUGAGGUUCUAUCAAUUCCAAAGAUCAGUGGCCUUGAGUCCACAGAAUGCCAAAGGACGUCACUUCGUAGCUGCCCAUGACAACAAAUCAUCCACAUAUCAGGUGUUUGACAGCAACAUAGAGCACUCACCAUUAUUUGUGUACAAAUUACCAUUGGGUGCCUGUAACAUCAUUCUCAGUGACAAGACAAUCUAUACAACUACCCGAUUGGCUGGUGAAAAAAAGCUGCUGGUGAUAGCCAAUCAAAAAGCAGAAACUUCAGUAGAGGAUCAAAAGGAAUUCAACAAGGAGGCUAUUCUGCAGCACUUUGAUUUACCAGUGGAUGAAAAACUGUUAACUGUAGUAAAGAAAUCCUUCCCAUUCUACUGGCAUGACAAGAGAGAGGAAAACCUCAGGCAGCAAAUGCUGAACAACAAGGAGACAGGGAUGUGGGACCAGGCUGAUGAUAGAAUUCUGGGGACAUACGGGGGAGCGUAUCGGUCAUUUGAGAUCCAGAUCACUGGUCACACAGUGCUGAAUGGUUGUCUGGUCGUUACUGACUCAGCUGUGUAUGAAUUAAGACCAAGAAUUUCUGCAGAACGUCUUUUUCUUGACCUGGCCCUUGGUAAAUCAGAUGCCAGUGUUACAGAUAAUCUAGGGAUAGCCCUGGGUCUAGAUAUCAACACUCUGUACGAGUUGUCAGCCGAAAACUGUGUACAGAACCAGAGUUAUGAGAGAGCCAUUAAACUGUUCAAAAUGGCCAAGUCUUCUUACAUGAAGCGGGUAUCUAGCUUUGCCAAGCAUGGUCGUGUACAGGAAGUGAUGUCACACCUACGACAGGCCUUAGGGGAUCACUCUUCAGACCUGACCACGGUGGAAAAGAAACAGCUGUCAAACAUGGCCAUAUACUGCUAUGUGUACCUCUUAAAACAAGGAACUGGUGAAGAACAAAUCAAAAAGACUUUUGUGGAAUUUCUGAUCAGCAACUUUUUCUAUGAUGAACAAAUGACCCUUAGUUUAUUAGCAGAAAAUAAUCUGACAGAUGUCUUAUUAGAGAUGUCCAAGUCGAGAGGUCUAGUAAUGGAAGCUUUGAGUCUUCUGGCUGAGAACAAGCACUUUGUGAUAGACCCAGACAUGAUCACAGGGCUUGUGUCCAAAGGAUUUACCAACCAUCUCAUCCAGGCUUCCAAAGGUGUUUUCCUGCAGUUUAUGUCCCCCUCCUCACUGGUAGAUCUGCUGUGUAGUAAGCCUGACCUGGCCCUCCCUAAUUACCACCUGCUUCAGGCCGUCUUACAAGAUUUAGACGUUCCUCACCUGGAAACACUGGCUCAGGUGUUUGACCCUUCAAGGAAUCCACUUAGGAGCCAUCUUUGUAGACAUAUGGGGUCCAGGCACAGAACCGCCAGUAUUAGUUCUGUGUCCAGUGAUGGAGAACCAGGAAUCCUGGAUGGAGGAUUGACUGAUAUGAGUAGACUGGUGGAGGUCUUUAUUCGCAUUAUAAUCCAUCUUAACAGGAGGAGGGAGGAAAAUGGCUACAUUCCCUCAGUGCAGGAGUUGAUGUCCAUCAGCACAACAGAAGCCAAACAACGAUCUCAGAGUCAAGCUCAUACAAGUCAACCAGUGCCAAGAAGAAAGCGCCUGUCAUAUCAACCUCGUCCUAUAGGGGCAGGGCCUCAGCAUGUUGCAGUGGUCAGAAACGGAGAGCUUUACACCUGGGGUAAAACUUCACAGGGGAGGUUAGGACAUGGAGACUUGGCUCUAGAGAACACGGUAUCCCCUCCCUGUAGAGUAGAGACUCUUCACAUGCUUCAUAUAAAAGUAUUAUCUGUCUCUUGUGGAGGAGAACACACAAUCGCUCUAACCCAACAAGGGGUUUAUGGGUGGGGCUCCUCCAAGUAUGGUCAGGUGGGGACAGGAACUACCCACAUCUAUAGCCGUCCAAUGUUGAUUGAAGCCUUAUCAGGGGUCAGCUGUGUUGAUGUAGUGUGUGGACAGUAUCACAACCUAGCCCUCACAGUGGAGGGGGAUGUGUACAGCUGGGGUUGGGGUGUGCACGGUCAGUUAGGCCAUGGCAGCAUUGAGGAUGAACUGACUCCCACCAAGGUCACGGCCUUGACCCCGUUACAUGUGUCCCACAUACAGGCCGGGCAUUGUCAUUCUCUGGCACUUACUGAGGGGGGGACGGUUUAUGCAUUUGGAUGUGGUUUCUUUGGCCAGCUUGGUCUAGGACACAAUAGGAAAGCCACAGUUCCAGUGAAGAUUAAUACACUGCAUGAAAAAAUAGCCAUUGUGGGGACAAGAUAUUUCCAUAAUGUUGCAGUAUCCUUAAGUAACAAAGUAUACACGUGGGGAUGUCACCCCUAUAACCUGAGGUUUGUAGCUCACGCAGCCAGGAAGGCCCGUCAAGCCGGAAAAUUCAUGGGUGACCCUGUGGAUCAAUUCCUUCUACCAGAAGUGGUGGAUACAAGUUAUGUCCAUGGCAGAAUCACAAAGGUGGCUGUGGGAAGCUCCCACAGUUUACUGAUGACGUUGGACGGAGAUGUGUACAGCUGGGGACGUAAUGCAGAGGGGCAGAUUGGCAACAACACUAAACAUGAAAUGAAACAUCCAAACAUUAUAACACAGAUCAAUGAUCGUCAGAUGGCCCAUUUAGCAUCAGGAGGAGAAUUUAAUGUUACCAUGGAUACAGAGGGAUUGGUUUGGGUCUGGGGCAAGAAUGACUUUGGACAGCUUGGUCUGGAUAGAAUAGAUAGUCCAACAGCUGCCAAGCACAGCAGAGUGCACACCCAUCACAGACACAGGGAAACAGUGACCACGGUGACAGAGAUACUGGUCCCCAGUGUUUGUGCUGGUAUCCCACCUCCUAGACCUGUCAACAGGUUAAGGCACAAUAUGUCACAGUCAGACUCGUAUGACAGCAGUGAAGAACAUUGGAUGGGGUUAGAGAGAGUUGACCACAGACACCUGGAUAAAUUAUCUGAUCUUCAGAUGCUUACUGAGGCCAGGUACAAUAGACUGGUCAUUCUGGAAGUCUUAGAGCACCUGUCUGAUUUCUGUCACUGUGUUCAGUUGCUAAGGAAGUGUGUAGACAUGAAGGACUGGCUCAGUGCUGUGUACAUCUGUAUACACCAACAAAACUACCCGCAGGCAUUGACCUUUCACCUCUCUGCUCUUAAAAAAUACAAGCAUCAUUUUGAGAAGAAGUUCAAGGCCAUUGUGGCAGCAGUCAUAAACCUGUACAUCCAGCUAUGUGUAAAACAGGAUUUAUCAGCAGGCCAAAAGGAAGAAAACUACAGGAUUCUCAUCAUGGAGAUCCUACAUUUCUGGGAGGUGGAGCAACUAAUGACCAGUGACCUGGAGAAGUUAAUGACCCCUUACCUAGAUCAUCUGUCUUGUAUCCUAUCAGUCAUCAUAUUCUGGCUGCAGAGUGAUAAGGAAAGUCAUGUUGCUGAGGCCAAGCUUCAAUUCUCAACUAAAUUCUCUCUGACAGUUUUACAAAAUGUAGUACAAAAAAUACAGUCACUAGACUUUGAAAAGAAGCAUCCAAUUUGUUACCAUGCCUACCAGUCUGUUGCCAUGGAUACCAGAGAAGGACAAGGUCUUGACCUUCAGCCUAGUGAAAAAAUGAUACCAUAUCAACAGCUUUGGCAGGACGUGGUACAGAAUCUGCAGAAGGGGGCAGAGUCGCGUCAAUUCAUCUCAAUGACACGCAGCGAGAUUGAUCAUCUGGAUGAAAAACUCCAUGGCAACCAGUCUAGUGACACAAGCCAAGACAAUAACAGUGUUCUGUUCACCUGUGGGCAUUACUAUACAAAACAGAAUUUCUUAGAGGAGGUGUUGGUCAAGUUUCAGCGAGAAUUGUCACAUGGCCCCGCUAGUUUACCCACCAGUGCCCAAGUCCUGGUGAAGUAUUACAAGAGUAAUGACCUUCUUCCUCUAGCCUGUCCUAAAUGUGUUCUCAACUCCCUGCAUUCUAGUGGGAAUUAAAGGCAAAAAUUCUCAACAUUUUCAAUAAAACUGUGAUACACUGUAUACAGGGAAAUUUUCACCCCCACUUUAUUUUUAGCCUCUUUUGCCUACUUACAGAUGGGCAAAUCUGAAACGGGGCGAAUAAACAAAAACAAAGUAUAAUUUCUUAAACAAAUUGUGAUUGGGCGAAUUUAAAAUGGGGCAAAAUUAUUUGCAAGUGUGAAAAGGCAAAAAUAACAUAGGACAAAAAUAACCCUGUAUACAGUACUUCUGUAGAAAAUGUAGCAAUGAUCCACUGCCAUAUCAUCAAAAUACAUUUGACAUUUUCUCAGAAUAUCAAUUUGUGCAAUAAAAGGGAUAUGUUGAAAUUAGUUGGCAGUUCAAAGCUUUCAUACAUUUGUGUACAUCUGAAAUUUGACUUUUGGGACACUUGAAUAUGUCUUAGGAUUUAUGCUGGUCUCAUCUAUUUGAAAGUCAGUUCUGAGUGUAAUCGCAAUUAAUGUUCUUGAAGGCACUCAACAUUAAAAACUGUGCCAUGUAUGAGCCAAAAGUAUGACUCUAUAUAAUAUUAUUGUAUGUAGAAACUAUUUCAAAAAUGUUACUGUCAUUAUGUGAUUUUUAUUCAUUAGAUGAAAUAAUGAUACAGGUAUUCCAUAUAUAUUAGGUAAUAACUGAAUUGUAUACUUAUAAUUGGCAGUUUGUUCAAAUUAA